This is a messenger RNA of Symbiodinium sp. CCMP2592, 3180 nucleotides long. The record is from the annotation of a GenBank genome assembly. NCBI's taxonomy places the organism in Eukaryota, Dinophyceae, Suessiales, Symbiodiniaceae.
AUGCAGCAACUCUGGGAAGAACAGAAAGCUUACGAGAUUGAUGCGCCCGAAGAUGCGAGCACUUCAACAGAGAAGUACUUUGUCACUUUUCCCUUCCCGUACAUGAACGGAAAGCUUCACCUCGGCCAUGCUUUUUCCAUCACGAAGGCAGAGUUUGCAGUUCGCUUCCAGCGUCUCCAAGGAAAGCGAGCCCUCUUCCCCUUCGGCUUCCAUUGUACCGGCAUGCCGAUUGCCGCAGCCGCAUUGAAGCUGAAGGAAUGUAUUGCUCAGAGACAAGCAGGAAACAACGGAGAAAAGGAGCCUGUUUUGCAAGCAAAAUCAGCAGAAAGUGACGGUUCUGGCGAAGAAGCACCGGGUGUUUUCAAGGGCAAGAAGUCAAAAGCUGUGGCGAAAGCAGGUGGCUUGGAUCAGUAUGACAUCAUGCUUGCACUUGGGAUCCCGGUUGAGGAUAUCCCCAAGUUUACGGAUCCGAAGUACUGGCUGGAAUUCUUUCCGCCUUUGGCAGUUAAGGACAUGAAGAAGUUCGGGGCGGCAGUAGAUUGGCGCCGCACGUUCAUUACGACGGACCUGAACCCCUACUUUGAUGCCUUCGUUCGGUGGCAAUUCCUCAAACUCAAAGAGAAAUACCUGGCAAAUGGCAAGCGUCAGACGAUCUUCUCUAUCACCACUCAGCAGCCGUGUGCCGAUCACGACCGGUCAGAGGGGGAAGGUGUCAACCCUCAAGAAUACACUCUGAUUAAACUGAGGGUUAAAGAAUUGCCUGAAGAUUGGACGUCGGUGCUUGGAGACGGCAAGGUCUUCUUGGUGGCAGCAACCUUGCGACCCGAAACCAUGUAUGGGCAGACAAACUGCUUCGUCUUGCCAGAAGGUGAGUAUGGUUUCUUUCGUAUGCGUGGAGGAGACAUUUUCGUCUGCAGCCAGCGCUCCGCACUGAACAUGUGCUACCAGGACUUGGCGGAGAGUGAGGACAUGCAGCCGGUUUGCCUGAUGACAAAGACUGGUGCAGACCUGGUUGGGCUUCCACUCGAUGCCCCGCUGUGCCAGUACCCUACAGUUCACGUACUGCCGAUGUUCACGAUCUCCAUGCAGAAGGGAACAGGUGUUGUUACCAGUGUCCCAGCUGAAGCACCGGACGAUUUCGCCUGCCUCACGGACUGGAAGAAGCGCUCCAACUGGCGCGAGCAAUAUGGAGUCAAGGAAGAGUGGUGCCAGCCUUUCGAUGUUGUCGACAUCCUAACAUUUCCAGAUGCAGAAGAGGAUGUGCCGUCAGCACCAGCUAUUUGCGAAGCAAUGAAGAUUGAGUCCCACAGAGACAAGGACAAGCUGGCCGCUGCCAAGAAAGAUGUUUAUCAAAAGGGCUUCUAUUCUGGAGUCAUGAAGGUUGGCCCGUAUGCAGGACAGAAAGUGAUUGAUGUGAAAGCAAAGAUCAAGCAAGACCUCAUCGAUGAAGGAGCUGCGGUACCGUACUUUGAGCCUGAGGCUAAAGUGGUUGCACGUUCUGGUGAUGAAUGCGUCGUGGCUCUGUGUGAUCAGUGGUACUUGAAGUAUAGCGAUGAAGAGUGGACCAGCAGAGUUCGCAAGCAUGUCUCAGAAAAUUUCGAAAUGUUCAGUGAGCCCGCAAUGAAUGCUCUCACGCAUGCAGUCGGUUGGCUCGGCGAUUGGGCAUGCUCUCGGACAUUCGGCUUGGGGACAAAGCUUCCUUGGGAUGAGCAGUGGCUGAUUGAAAGCCUCAGUGAUUCAACAAUUUACAUGGCCUAUUACACAGUGGCGCAUCUCCUCGAGGGCCUGGAAGGAGAAGAAAAGAUCGAAGCUAGUGCUUUGACAGAGGAUGUCUUCGACUACGUCUUCAACAUCAGCGAGACUCCUCCAGAAAAUUCGGGCAUUUCCACUGAGGUGCUUGCGAAGAUGAAGCGCGAGUUUCAAUACUGGUAUCCAGUCGAUCUGAGAUGCUCGGGCAAGGACUUGAUUCAGAACCAUUUGACAAUGUCGCUUUUCAAUCAUGCCGCCGUGUGGCCAGAGGAGCGUUUCUGGCCAAAGGCAUUCUAUUGCAAUGGUCACAUCAUGGUCGAUUCCGAGAAGAUGUCAAAAUCCAAAGGAAAUUUUCUGACAUUGGAGGAGGCGAUCAGCUCCUACUCCGCAGAUGCAACCCGCAUCGCGUGUGCAGACAGUGGUGAUGGCCUGCAAGAUGCCAACUUCUCCAGGGAGUCCUGUGGAAAGACCAUCCUUCGAUUGACCACGCUGCAAGCCUGGGCGGAGGACGCAGUCAGCAGUUUGCCAAGCAUGCGAACUGGAGACUUCACGUUUCUGGACGACAUCUUCAGCAACGAAAUCACGAAGAGUGUGGUGGCUGCUCAUGAGGCAUAUUCAGGAAUGCUUUUCAGCGAUGCCCUGAGAUCUGCCCUCUACGACAUGGAGAACCUGCGCUCUCAGUACAGCAUUCUCACGAACGGCGAUGUGCAUGCAGAUGUGAUCAAGCGUCUUUUGGAUUCCCAAACAAUCAUCCUGUCCCCGAUUGCUCCGCAUUUCUGCGAGCACCUGUGGCGAAAUGUUCUCGGCAACAAGACCCUGGUCGUGCAAGAAGCAUGGCCCACCCCAGAGACGGAGUACAAUCCUUUCCUUUCGCGACAGUAUGCCCUAAUUCAGGGCACACUCCGCACCUUCCGCCUGCAAUUGGAGAAGUUCAAGAGCCCCAAGAAGAAGAAGAAAGGACAGCAAGCUCAGGGGCCCCCUCCCACACCAAACAAAGCUAUAGUCUUCGUGGCCAAAAGCUACAAGGAUUGGCAGGUUGAUGUGCUGAAGGUCCUGCAGACGGUCGAGCUCAAUGCAGAGAAUGAGCCUGUUGACAAAAACUUCAUGGGACAAGUCCGCGCAGCAGAGACUAUCAAAGACCUUCCCAAGCCUGUGAUGAAGCAAGUUAUGCCAUUUGCCUCGUUCGUCAUGAAGCAGGAGGUCAAAGCGAGAGGGUCCGAGGCUCUGGAGUUGGAGUUACCUUUCGACGAGGCAGCCAUGCUGCGCGAUCUCAGCGAGGUGAUAAAGGCGCAGUUGGGCGUUGAGACGCUGGAGGUUGUGAGUGCUGCUGAAGAGCAUCCUCUGGGCUACGACCAGCAGCGUGAUGCUGCCGGACCAGCGAAGCCACAGAUCGUUUUCCUAGCUGACCAGUUGGAAAGCGUUUCAGCAUGA